This is a messenger RNA of Siniperca chuatsi (mandarin fish), 3237 nucleotides long. RefSeq names its product activin A receptor like type 1 (gene acvrl1). Gene Ontology annotation, molecular function: transforming growth factor beta receptor activity, type I; SMAD binding; ATP binding. The record is from RefSeq and is a predicted model, not a curated record. Bases 760 to 2271 code for a protein of 503 amino acids. NCBI's taxonomy places the organism in Eukaryota, Metazoa, Chordata, Actinopteri, Centrarchiformes, Sinipercidae. Gene Ontology annotation, cellular component: plasma membrane; BMP receptor complex. The transcript has 10 exons. Gene Ontology annotation, biological process: dorsal/ventral pattern formation; transforming growth factor beta receptor signaling pathway; heart development.
ACUGUUAUGGUAUCAUAGAGGUCUUUGAAGCACAAUCCUGACAGUGCAGUGCGGACACCAGUCCACAGGGGAAAAGGAAAAUGAGAGGUUUAGCGAGCAACAGGAAAACCGCUAUGAGAACACAUUCCAGACAGAGCAGACUCAGUACGGGACAAUAAGGGGUGGGACAAAACUGUAUACUGUUUAAAAAUAUGUAAUCUUGCCUUCAGAUCAGGACAAUAGACAACAACAACAAAAAAAUUAUUGCUUAAUAGGAGAGGACUUUCAGAAAGCCUUCACUUGUGAAGAAGAAGGAGGCUGGGCUGGUUCCAAACCGACGACGAUGGUUCGUGUUGUCGGUUUAUCAGCGCAGAUUUGGACCGAGAUGAGAUAGAUAGGCAGCAGCCCGCUGUCUGUCGUUCUGCCAGGACACAGCUGCCAGUUCUUUUUUUUUCUUCCCCUCUUUUUACAUUUAGAGAGUUGUUGAACUUGUUGCUAAACGAGUGAGCAGUUUUCAUUUUUGGUGCAAAGAGAGAAAAACUUUUCCCAGAAACGACGGUCGGUCGUCGCCGAAGCAGGAAAGGAUGUGAGCUCUCUCUUAAUGAAACAAUUGAGCCGUUUAGACGAAAAGUAAAAACGAUUCAACUUAAGCCACUGUUGAAAUGGAGCCAGUUGUUUUUUAAACGUAUCUUGAAAUACGGAGGGACGCCAAGCUAACUUUGAUAUGGGAGACGUGCGGCGUUCGCAUCUGUCAAGUUAAAAGGCGAGCAGAAAACAGAGAUGGGAAGCUCUGCUCUGCUCACAGUGGUGCUAGUUGGGGUGCUUCUGUGGAUCUCUGCUAUACAUGCAGACUCCGAAGACGAUGAGAAGCUGCUGUGCACAUGUGAGAAUGAAAAAGGCACAUGCGUGAAUGGAACUUGCAGAGGAGACAUCUGCUUCUACAGCUGGGUGCAACGUUAUGAGGAGUGGGGCUGUUUCUCUAAAAAAAACGAGAGGGAGCAGUGCAACGCCAAAUUUGAGCGCUUCUUUGUCUACUGCUGCAGAGAGAACCAGUGCAACGCCUUAACCACACCACCUCCAAACAUUGAUGGAGAGCCGACAACAACGCCCCCACAACUAAGUCGUCCGGAGCUGUGGAUCAUGGUGCCUUUGCUGCUGUUAAUCUUAACUGCGGUUGUUUGCGGCCUGGUGCUGUUCUUGCGCUUCCGACGUGCACACUGCAAACUGAGAAAUACUGAAGACCAUGAUGUCACCAUGCUCAAGGUCCCUAAUGGAGAUGACCCCACAUACGGCGAUAUCUUUGAUGAGUUUUGUACAUCAGGGAGUGGGACAGGGCUGCCGUAUCUAGUUCAAAGGACAAUGGCCAGACAAAUCUCGCUUGCCGAGUGUGUUGGUAAAGGCAGGUAUGGGGAGGUGUGGAGGGGAACUUGGAUGGGGGAGAGUGUGGCUGUCAAGAUCUUCUCCUCUAGGGACGAGCAGUCCUGGUUCAGAGAGACAGAGAUCUACAAUACUGUACAGCUACGACACGACAACAUACUGGGUUUCAUAGCCUCUGACAUGACAUCCAAGAAUUCCAGCACCCAGCUGUGGCUCGUCACCCACUUUCAUGAGCUGGGUUCGCUCUACGACUUCCUGCAGAACAGCAGCUUGGAGCCUGAGAGCUGCCUGAGGAUGUGCCUGUCUGUGGCAUGUGGCCUGGUCCACCUCCACACUGAGAUUGUCAGCUCCCAGGAAAAGCCAGCUAUCGCCCACCGAGACCUGAAAAGCCGAAAUAUCCUUGUAAAGCGGAACGGACAGUGCUGCAUCGCUGACCUAGGUUUGGCUGUGAUACACUCUCAGUCCCAUGACUACCUCGAUGUGGGCAACAACCCUCGUGUGGGGACCAAGCGCUACAUGGCCCCUGAGGUGCUGGAUGAGACUAUUCGAAUGGACAUCUUUGAGUCCUACAAGCAAACUGACAUCUGGGCCCUGGCCCUGGUCUUCUGGGAAAUUACCCGCAGGACCAUUGUCAAUGGGAUUGUGGAAGAGUACCGUCCUCCUUUCUUUGACCUGGUGCCCUCAGAUCCCAGCUUUGAAGAGAUGAAGAAGGUGGUGUGUGUGGACCAGCAGAGGCCCAGUCUGCACAACAGGCUCCAUUCCCACCCUAUCCUGACGGCGAUUGUGAAGAUCAUGAAGGAGUGCUGGUACCAGAACCCACCAGCCCGCCUCACAGCCCUGCGGGUGAGGAAGACGCUCUCCAAACUGGACCAUGACAGUGACUUCAGCAUUGAGAAACUCAAGCAGGAUGUCUAGACCAGAGCACCAGGAUGAAACAUGGACACAAGAUUGAAAAUGCCCGAAGGGAUUUUGCACCACAUUCCAACAGGACGAGGUGCAUAUCAUUAGCAUAUUUUGAGCUAAUGACUCACACAGUCACUGUAUUAUAUUAAAACCAUAUGACUUUGAGCAGUAGUGUCUAGACUGGCUCACACCCAAGGCAAUUUUUUUUUGUGUAGCCUAAUUUUCAUCUGCCAUAUUUCUGGUGCCUCAAACCAAGAGCCCCCCAAAAGAAAACUAUUAAGAUCAAGGUAUUUUUCUUUUCAAUAUAUUCAGCUAAUAAAAGUUUAGAUCAGACAUUUCUACAGCAGGAUAAUUAACCGAACAAUUCACAGGCUGUUCUACACACACACAGUUGAAUUCCUUAUUUUAAAAAUCCCCCAUCGUCAUGACGGAAAGGAAAAUGUAGUAUAGCAGAAUUACUCAUUGUCUUAUCAAGAGGAGGAGCAUGUCAUUCUGGACUUUCUCUUAUAUACAGUAAAAUUCACUUGUGGGUUUUCCCAUAAUGACCAAAGCCACAGAAAGUCACAGAGAACACAAUGGCCUUGGUGUUCUUUAACUAUGAAUACAGGAAAUAUGUAACAUGCUCAUACCAAAGCACAUUAGCUGUUGUCUAAGCAUAUUUAACUUAUAUAGAAUGAGCAUUUAUUAUCUGCACAAAGACACAUUGAGCUAUCUAGUUGUACAUAUUCUAACAGCAUUGAAGCUGUUGUCUUGUAUCACCAAUGGUUUUAUUGUAAAUAUAUUUCAAAAGGGACAAUAUUUUCUAUUAUUCAUCAAUGAGACAUUUUAUAUACUUUUUUUACGACACAAUUCUUUCAAAAUAUUUUUUUACAAUUCUGUAGGCCUAAAAUGUACCAUCACCAUUACUACUGUCAGUAAAGGAAUUCACAAACAGACAUGUAAUAUUGUAUAUGUUGAAUAAAGGAUUGUAUUUUUCAA